Messenger RNA from Iphiclides podalirius (scarce swallowtail), 2088 nucleotides. Lineage: Eukaryota; Metazoa; Arthropoda; Insecta; Lepidoptera; Papilionidae. The record is from the annotation of a GenBank genome assembly.
AUGUACUCGAUCCCACGUUCCCCGGCGGUGAAGACACUGGCUCAGCCUGCUGGGUUACUGAGCAUGCAAGUCGACGCUGAAUUCGUAGCAAAACAAAAGAAAGUACUGUCACUCUUCUUAACUCCGAAUCAAAUUGAUACAAAUGCCGAAUACUACAAGAUUGGAAAAGAGUACAAUAUUGAGGCGAACUUAGAAAAUUACACUAAUAAAAAAGCUGUAGAAGAUUUCUUGGCGUUGUAUAAAUAUGGUUUUCUGCCCAAAAAUCACGUCUUCUCCAUUUUCUAUGACAAGCAGAAGGAUGAAGCUAUUGCCCUAUUCCACCUUUUCUAUUACGCCAAAGACUUCGAAACCUUCUGGAAAACUGCUGCUUAUGCACGUGUGUACAUGAACGCAGGUCAAUUCCUGUAUGCGUACUACAUUGCUGUGAUCCAUCGCACUGACACUGUUGGAAUUGUUCUUCCCGCUCCCUAUGAAUUAUAUCCUGAAUUCUUCCUCAAUACCGAUGUCAUCGACAGAGUUUGGCGUACCAAAAUGCAAGGAGGAAUUAUUAACCCCGCCUUUGCUUCUGAGUUCGGCAUUGUAAAAGAAAACGACCAUUUCGUAUACUACAGCAACUACUCAAACUACUGGACAUACGGCGAUCAGGAAUAUAAAUUAUCAUACUUUACAGAAGAUAUCGGUUUAAACUCUUACUACUACUACUUCCACUCAUACUUCCCAUUCUGGUUGAAAGGCGAUGUCUUCCCAGUGUGGAAAGAUCGACGCGGUGAAGUAUACUUCUACUUCUACAAACAGCUCAUUGCCCGUUACUAUCUGGAGCGUCUCAGCAACGGCCUGGGUGAAAUUCCCGAUUUCUCAUGGACCAAACCUAUCAAAACUGGCUACAAGCCAUUCCUAUCUUAUUACUACCCCUUCAUUCAAAGGUCUGACGACUACCAAAUUCCCUAUGAAAACAAUGUUCAAGAACUGCAGUUCCUCGACACUUACGAGAAAACGUUCUUGCAAUACCUCCAGAGAGGCCACUUCAAAGCUUACAACCAAGAAGUUGACUUUAGCAACUCUAAGUCUGUUAACUUUGUUGGCAACUUUUGGCAAUCAAACGCUGAUUUAUACGAGAAGUUUGGGCCUAGAAACUAUCACCGCUCAUAUGAAGUUAUUGCUCGUCGUCUUUUGGGCGCUUCUCCGGAGGCAGUUGAUAAAUACACCUACGUACCUACAGCACUUGACUUCUACCAAACGUCUCUUCGUGACCCAGUUUUCUAUCAGCUUUACAGCAGGAUCUUGAACUAUUUUGUUCAGUAUAAGGAAUACGUUGCACCAUACACUCAAGACGUACUGAACUACGUCGGUGUCAAAGUUACCGAUGUGAAAGUUGACAAGCUUGUCACUUAUUUCGACUUUUAUGACUUCAAUGUAACAAACAGCGUAUAUUUAUCAUCUGAAGAACUGACAACUAAUAAGUUCGCGCCAACCAUAGUGCGUCAGCCACGCCUGAAUCACAAACCGUUCACUGUAACUGUCAACGUUAAGUCCGAUGUUGAGGGUGACGCAGUUUUCAAGAUCUUCAUGGGACCCAAAUAUAACGGUGAAGGUUACCCCAUUAGCCUAGAAGACAAUUGGAUGAACUUUGUUGAGCUUGACUGGUUUGUUCACAAGUUAUCGACCGGACAAAACCAGAUUGAGCGAAGCUCUACUGACUUCUUAUUCUACAAACAAGAUUCAGUUCCUACUGCUGAAAUCUUCAAGCUACUUGAACAGGGAAAAGUUCCCGCUCACAUGUCUGCUGAAGCUGACUUCAUGCCUUCUAGACUAAUGUUACCUAAGGGAACAAAGGGUGGCUUCCCAUAUCAGUUCUUUGUUGUAGUGUAUCCUUACCACAGUGUAGAAAACGUGGCAGAACCCAUUGCAAACUUCAUUGUUGAUAACAAGCCCUUCGGUUAUCCAUUCGACCGCCCAGUGCAAGAAGCUUACUUCAUGCAACCUAACAUGUACUUUAAGGAUGUGUUUGUAUACCACGAAGAUGCGGUUUACCCGUAUCAGUACUCUUAUCCCUACUAUGUAGGUUACAAGGCUCCCUUCAAUAAAUUC